GAAGAAUGAAGAAGAAAAGUAGGAGAAAGCUGAUGAUGGAGAAGAUAACUCAGGGUUUGGAGGCAAUAAAUGCUCAUGAAGAUGAUGAUGAGGAUUGGGUAAUGUUUUCUCAGGAUGAAGACGAUUAUGAAGAAUUUGUAUUGUUCCAGCAGCAAAUGCAAUUGGCAGCUACAAGCCAGGGCCUUCCAAGGAAUACUACUUCAAAACUACAAGGCAGCGUUUCAAAGUUUGGUCGUUUGGGAAAGUCAGUUGUGGAAGCUACUCCCAUUCGUUGUGCUCCUAAAUCUGUAAAACAACCAUUGGUGUUGCACUUUUUAGCACAAGGAGUUGAGCAAUGGAUUAGACAAUACUACAGAAAUUGUGACAAGAUACUGGUAGUGGGUGAAGUUGAUUUCUCCUUCUCUUCUAUUUUGGCCUCCUUUGGUUUAGCUUCUAACAUGACCGCCACUACUCUCGAGUCCCGUGAUUUUUUCAUCAAAGAUUAUGAUAAGAAUGCUCUUGAAAACAUUGUUACUUUGAGAAGGAAGGGAUGCAAGGUCAUGCAUGGUGUUGAUCCCAAGUACCUGGCUGACCACUCAUUAUUGCAUGGUGUUGUUUUUGAGCGGAUAGUCAUUAUUCUUCCGUUUUUUGGUUUUCCCAACUUGAAAUCCCGCACUUUCCGACUAAGAAGGCAUCAAUUCCUUGUGAGGGAGUUUAUAGAAAAUGCUAUGAAGCUGAUUGAUAAAAAUGGAGAAAUCCAUAUAGCACAAAGGAGGAUAAGAGGUCUCCGAAGUGAAUGGGAAAUGAUCCGAGCAGCUGAUUUCAAUGUUGAUGAUUGUCUCUAUACCAGAUUUGAAUUUGUAACGCCAUCUUCAAGCUACUAAAUCAUUCGUCCGCAUGGAAUUCUGAUAACAAAGUGAUAUUCAAAUUUUAAGUCCAUGGUUCAUGGUUGGUAGAAUGGCUCCAACACACACACACAAAACUGUUACUAAGAUUGCAUCAACAUUUGCUCUCCAA
This is a messenger RNA of Cuscuta epithymum, 996 nucleotides long. The record is from the annotation of a GenBank genome assembly. NCBI's taxonomy places the organism in Eukaryota, Viridiplantae, Streptophyta, Magnoliopsida, Solanales, Convolvulaceae.